Solenopsis invicta (red fire ant) is the source of this 5246-nucleotide messenger RNA. RefSeq names its product sonic hedgehog protein A (gene hh). The coding region runs from base 2661 to 4016 and encodes 451 amino acids. Gene Ontology annotation, biological process: cell-cell signaling; smoothened signaling pathway; regulation of gene expression. The record is from RefSeq and is a predicted model, not a curated record. The transcript has 3 exons. Lineage: Eukaryota; Metazoa; Arthropoda; Insecta; Hymenoptera; Formicidae. Gene Ontology annotation, molecular function: patched binding; calcium ion binding.
CGAUUAGAGAAGAAAUAUUUUCCUUUUUUUUUUUAUUUAAAGAGCGAUUUUAUAAUUUCAUAAAUCCAACGUGUCAAUAUAUUAAACGGAACUUUCUCUCGUCUCUUUCCGUGAGAUUUGUCAAGAGAAUAAGCGAAGCACUUAUAUGAUUGCUGUCAGGAAUUAGGAAAUAUUAUUUCCCGGCUGGACGAAAAGCUUUGCUUUCCAAUACGGUUGUAGUUAUCGCCAGAAUGCCGCGGGCACGUUUCGGCACGACGUUGUGUAAAUGCGGACGGACCAGCGACCGCCUGUGUGUAUUCGGGAAAGAUGUUUAUUAUCAGUAAACUGAACUCUUUGCCGUAUCCCCCUUCUCUGCUUGUUCUCCACCCUCCGCGAGGUAGACUUAGACUUUCAUAUCAGUUGCCGUGUAGCCGUGUGCCCGACCUCGUAUAUUUUAAUCGCGCGAUACAUUCCGCCGCCGAUGAACGGUAUUUGGCUCGCAUAUAAUCGGUCCUUCGACGUGCAAGUAUCAAUCGCGUUUCUCUUUUAAAUUGAACAGAUCGUACGAUGACGAUGAUCAAUGAUCGUGCAACGCGCGCACAUCCGUACUUGGAAUGAUUCGUCCACGGAUUUUUUUUCUCACGAUAUCUCGUAAAGCGUCAAAGCGCUCAAAGAGAUAAUGAACGGCUUGUAUCAAUCCGCACGUACAUUUAUCAAUUAACAAUCGCGCAAAGAAGAGAACGAUUAAUGUUCUAAUAAAUGAUAGUUGCUAAUUUUAUUAUUCGCACGUGUCUGCGUCCUUUAAUUUAUGCAUAAGCGUCAAAAGUCACGCUAUUUAAAUGUCAGUUUUGCGAAGUCUUUUCGAGAAAAUCUCGCAAGAUGCGAGAAGGAAUUGCGAGGCUACGUCGAAGUGAGCCACGAGUACUAAUGGUAGAAAAAGAAAUGGGAAGAACCGAAUGAGCGAAGAAGAAGAAGAAACUGCAGAAGAAAAAGGAAGAAGAGAACGAAGAACGAAAUCUUACGGCGCUCCAAGUAUUCGUGAAGGUCAUUCUCGCAAGCCUCCCACGCCUCGUGCGUUACUUUUAUCACGGGGGAUACCGAUGCAUCCCUCAGGGGUGGAAAAUCGUCAGAGAAUCUUUGCGAUGAGUUCUACACGUAGCAUAACGUUGGACAACCUAAUGACACCAUGAUGAAAUCAAUUUAAAAGAGAGCGCGAUAGGAGGAAAGCAACGCACUCCGAUGAAGAGAAGAACGGAGUAACGAGGUAAGACGGCACGACGACAAAGAAGAAGUGUAGUCUAAUCGAUGAUAGUGAGAUAGACAAGAAACGUCGAAGAGAGAAAAAUGGUUGAAGAAAAAGAGACGGGCGGAUGGUGAAUAACGAAGAAACAAUUCACGAGAGAGUGAAGAGAGGAGAAGAGAAUGAGAGACCGAUCGUGUCUAGCCGAAGAAGAAGAAGAAGAAAGCUGGAAGAUUAGCCUCUUUUUCUUCCUUUCUCCUCAUUCUCUAUCUUUUUUCGCUCCUCCUUUCUCGCACUCUCUAACUCUUUCUCUCCCUCUCUCUCUUUCUUUCUCCCUCCCGUCACGUGCACCUGUCUUCGUUUACCUGGUGAACGCCCCGCCCCGGCCAAUAGAGGUACAGCGGGCCUCGUGACGUCAGUCACGCGUACCAGGAGGCCCUAGGUGGAGGGGGGCGAGAUCAUCCACCACCACCUUUGGAGGCCACGAAAGCCUCACGGGGACCAGCAGCUAGCAGCAGCCAGCGGCGGUGGUCUUGCCGGUCGUUUGCCAUAGGGUGGGGGCAGGAAGAGGGGUACUCCUGGACCUGGUCAGGCCAAAGAAACAACGCAGGAGUACCCACCGAAACCCAUCCUGCAUUUCCCACCACCGGCUCGUCCGGAAAACGUGCUAGCUUCCGGACGUCGUCCGAGUUCAGUCAAGUGAGUCGACUCGCACGUACCUCCUCUCCGACGAAAACGAUUGAGCAGAGGGUUCCGCUCCGGAAAGGCGGGAGUGUUGGCGCGUGCCGACGUGAGAAUUUAAAGAGCCGCCCGGUACCGCUAGAGGAGAGAAUCGGAGUCGAUCGGAGUCGAAGAAACCCGGCUUUGAAUGAUUCUCCAAUCGAAUCCGACGACGCUUAGGAUGUAGAAAGAUCCGCCCUCGUAGACUCUUCGACUUGGUACCAUAUCUGUCUGAUAAUAUCCCGGUGACACAUGUCGGCUCCUUUCGGUAUUCACGGAAAAGAAAAACGGAAUCUUUUUCCAAUUCCUCGGGAGGAGGUUGUAGCUUCGCGUCAAUUCGUCACGAUUGAUCGGUCGCUUGUUUUCCGUUCGAGUUCUCCCAGUGAACCAUCAUCGUCAUCAUCAUCAUCGUCAUCGGUUUUGGUCAGUCGCGCGUGGAGUUUAUCAACGCAGCUACGGGGAUCACAUCGGUGAUAAGAGUGCGUGCACGGGGGGGUGUGUGUGAUGCCCUGGUUAUGGUUAAGCGUGAGUGAGGUCAGUGGCAAGAGGCGGAGGAGAAUAAUUGGUAGCAAAACGUCAAGCGGAUUGUCACCCUCAUCGUCGUUGCCGCCGUCGUCGACGUCGUCGUCGUCGUCGUCGUCACUGUCGUUCUGCCAGCCAUUCUGGAGACGACGAGAGCAGUGACCGCGCAAGGUCGACCUCGAGGCAGAGGCACGCGAUUAUGGUGCACCAUCAUCAUCGUCGCCGCGGCCUCCAGGCGACCCACCACUGUGCCAUUGGGAGUCGCGUAGGCACAUGUACCUCGCUCUUCCAGGUUUUCCUGCUGAUCCUCAGCCUCUGGCUGCCCGUGCUCGAUAACGGCGGUGGUCUUGCUCUGGCGUGCGGACCCGGCCGAGGCGCCGGCCGACGGCCGAAUCUGAGAAAGCCUACACCUCUGGUCUUUAAACAGCAUGUGCCAAAUGUCAGCGAGAACACCUUACCGGCAAGCGGACUCAGCGAGGGAAAAAUAUCUAGAUUUGAUUCCAGGUUCAGAGACCUGGUACCGAAUUAUAACUCGGACAUCAUCUUUAAGGACGAAGAGGGCACCGGCGCUGAUCGUCUCAUGACACAGAGGUGCAAGGAGAAACUUAACACUUUGGCGAUCUCGGUGAUGAAUCAAUGGCCCGGGGUGAAACUACGGGUGACCGAGAGCUGGGAUGAAGAGAACUCCCAUGCGCAAGAUUCCUUGCAUUACGAGGGGCGAGCGGUCGAUGUGACGACGAGCGAUCGCGAUCACUCCAAGUACGGGAUGCUGGCGAGGCUCGCGGUUGAAGCUGGCUUUGACUGGGUCUACUACGAGUCCAGGUCGCACAUACACUGCUCUGUCAAGUCUGAAUCGUCUUCAGCGGGCAAGACCAGUGGCUGCUUUCCCGCGAGGAGUCUGGUCCGAACGGAAGACGGUACGAAGAGGCUGGACGAGGUGCGUCUCGGCGACCGUAUCGCCGCUCUGGACUCCCACGGCGACGUCGUGUACAGCGAUGUGAUCGCUUUCCUGGAUCGUUCUCCGUCCGAGAGGAGACAAUUCAUUCGCCUGACGACCGAGUCCGGCCGAGUGCUCACGUUAACACCAGCGCAUCUAGUGCCGGUGGAGGGUCGGUCGUCGGUAUUCGCCGCCAGCGUGCAACCCGGCGACAGGAUCCUCGUGAGUGACGUCGACGCGGCGAGCGCGGCGAACGAGGUGGACAGUCGUCUGCGAUGGGACAGCGUCGUCGAGGCGAAAUUGGUCCUCGAGGAGGGAGUUUACGCCCCGCUUACGAUGGAAGGCACCCUCCUCGUGGACGACGUCGUCGCGUCCUGCUACGCCAUCGUCAACAGUCAGUCGGUGGCGCAUUACUCCUUCCUGCCGCUGAGGAUUUGGCAUAGCAUCACAGCCUUCUUCCUGCAAAGGCUGGACGAGCCGCAACACUUUGCGAAAUAUAGCAACGCGUCCAGAGCAGAGCCGACGACGGAAGGAGAGCAACUGGGUAUCCAUUGGUACGCGUCGAUGCUCUACUCGCUGGCCUCCUACGUUCUGCCGUCGAAGAUGCUCUACGACUGAGAUUUUUUUUAUAAGAACAAUAGAACCUCCGUACUCCGUGCUCCGAUGAGCGACGUGUCGACGUGAAUAAUCGAAGACAAGCUCGAGUGUUCGGCGCAAAUCACACAUGUUCUAAAGACUUUCGGCCAUAAAUCCUAGUUGAUUAAUCAUCGUUUCUUUGUCUCUCGAGACUUUUCCUUUUUAUAGAACGUCACCGUGGGUUCCGGUUACGCGUGUGCCGUUGAAGACAGUUAACGCGUAUGAUCGCGAGGAUGGAGUUCUCGUUGUGAGAGACGCAUGUAUUUAAUACGUAGAACAAAAGACGUCGUCGUAGGCGAAAGACAUAAAGUUGGCCAGUGACCUACCAGUGUUCACCGAAUGACGUGUAGUUUAUUAAAUCUUUAGGACAAUAGAAAAUAAAACUUUAGAGAGAGAGAGAGAGAGAGAGAGAGUCAGGACUUUUCUCUUCACAUUUUAAAUGUGUAUGAAGAUAAUAUACUGAUAUACAAAUAUUUCUUCUCCGUUUUUUAGUGUUCGCGAAUCGUGUGCGCACCGGUAUGCUUGUUUCUGAAGGAAAUUGCCUUUGUAUCAUGGAACAAGUGUGUAAGAUAGUUGCCGAUUGUUCUAUUGUAAUGUUACUCCAAACGAUCUUCAUGAAUGUACAUGCGAGCAGCAAGAAAGCGUCUAUAUUUAAUUAUAUAUUGUUGAAAUCGUAAUUAAUUUAAAGAAAUGAAGAAGUAUCUCUAUUUUAAGUAGGAUCUACAACGCGUCUUUAUGAAAUAAUAAAAGAUUAUUGUAUAUACCCUGCUUUCUUUUUGUUUUCCCUCCUUCCCGCAAUGCAAUGAGAAGAUGAUAUAACCUGCUUCUUUUUCUUUCACUUUAUUAACACUGCUUGUAUCCCAUGUAUAAUUUAAUGUUGUACAACCGAAACUGUGUAAUUAUGAAUCUGUUCAGUCAAGCUGCACUUUCUUUCUUUUGAAGUAAAAUCGGUAUAGAUUUGGUUUUUCGAAAGAGAGAAACGAAAGAAACAAAGUGUAAAAAAAAGUGCGACUAAAAAAAUGAACCUUAUAGAUAUUUAUUGUCACCAUCGAUUGUGGCAGUAACUAUAUCGAAUAUUGCUGUAUAAUAAUGUUAAAUCGCGUUGCUCUCGCCGUGUCAUAACAAUAGUCAAUUAUAAUCAACAUGUUAACAAAAAGUUAAUUAUUUUAAUAAUUUAAGGACUAUUUUUUAUUAAGAAACAUAACUUAAAUU